Molecule: messenger RNA, 8510 nt
Organism: Oxyura jamaicensis (ruddy duck)
Lineage: Eukaryota; Metazoa; Chordata; Aves; Anseriformes; Anatidae
Gene: AKAP11
Product: A-kinase anchoring protein 11
Exons: 12
Coding region: 137-6043 (1968 amino acids)
Biological process (GO): intracellular protein localization
Cellular component (GO): cytoplasm
Molecular function (GO): protein kinase A binding
Source: RefSeq, a predicted model, not a curated record
CGGGGCCGCGCGGCGGUGACGGGAGCGGCGGCGGCGGCGGGGCCGGCGCUGGCGGAGGCGAAAUGGCGGCGGGCGCUGAGGGAGACCGACAGGUAUUUUGAGCUGGCUUUCAUUGGAUACUAAGAUUAGUAAAAUCAUGGAUACGUACGCAAGGGCUCAGGGCAGUCGAAUGAAACCAAGAACAUCUGUAAAAAAGAGUUUUGGUGAAGGUGUUCUGCAGUCUAUGAAGUCACUGCUACACAGCAGGAAAGAGUUAUGCAGUAUAUCAGCAGAUGAAUGUGUAAAUCAGGAAGAACAAGAUCAUUUUAUUGAGAUCACAUUUAUAGGUUUUGCUGAAGAGAUGGGUACUGCACAUUUGCAGGAGUUGGCAGCUGUUUCUGCAGAGCUUCCAGAUGUUCUGAAAUCGCUUCAGUUGUGCAAACUAAAAGAAAAUGAGGUUGUUUUUCUAAAAGAUGUAAAGAAGACCUUGGUGAAACCUUGUGACACAAAACACUGGAAUCAACUUCCUGAAGUGCUUUGUGUGAUGCGACUGUCUCCUUCAUUCCCAAGGAUCAAAGCAGAUUAUGUGUUUACCUUGCUGAGCAAGUAUACCACAGGUGUAAGAUACGCAACUGAAAAAAAGUCAUUGCAAAAACAUCGAACAGAGACAUCCCGUACAGAAGAUGAUGAUACUAAUCAGUCAGUCUCUUCAAUUGAGGAUGAUUUUGUCACUGCUUUUGAGCAGUUAGAUGAAGAUGAACCUUCAAAGAUGCAAAGUGUUGGUACGUGCAGCUUUAGUUCUCGAAACCAUCGAGAUGCUGCUUCACAGACCAUCCCUGCUCAAUGUUUAGAAGCUGUUGACUCAAAGAUCUCUGUGGGUUCUGUACGUCGAAAGUCAUCUGCAAGAUCUUCUGCUUUGAUUGAUAUUUUGGGACUUAAGGAACUGUCUUCAGUAAAAAAUUCAGUUACAACCUCAAUUUCUGAUCCUUGGAUACAAAGGAGUUUCUAUAAGCCAUAUAAUCCUUCUGAUCAAGGUGUUAAUUUCUUAUGUAAAACAUUGUUUUCCUCUUCUCCAGCUGAAUCCUCUGAGUCAGAUUGCUCCAGCCCAAGUCCCAUUAUCUUCUUAGAUGAAGAAGGAUAUCAGAAAAGUUUGAAGGCAAAGCUCCAGCUGCCAAAAAUUCCAGUAGUGAAAGAUGGUAUAGAGGAUUCAGACUCAGAAGUUAGUGAAUUUUUUGAUAGUUUUGAUCAGUUUGAUGAACUAGAACAGACCCUGGAAAAGUCUGGUAAAGCUAUUAGGGAUCCCAUCCUAGGGAAUCCCUCCCAGAAAAGGAGGACUGUCCACGAACAACUGUGUUCUACAAGCAUUACAAUGAAUCCUCAGAAAUUCAAAUUUGAUCGUCCUACUCUUCCAGCCAAUGUAAAGAAACCAACUCCUCGCAAACCAGAAUCGCCAUAUAGUAGUGUUUUUGAUGUCCCAGAUUCCCCUCGCCCAGUUAAAACAUCAGGGGAAGAGAAUGGAGGCUUGUUCAGUCCUAUUAGAUCAUCGGCUUUCAGUCCGCUAGGGAGCUGUGGUUCUUCUGAAUGCUUAUGUCGUAUGAAUCUUGGUGGAGAUGAGGCAGGUCAAAACCACCCUGAUGCACUUUAUAAUACUUACUCAGAAUAUGCUGAUAGUGUUUCAUUUGAAAUAUUGGGUUCUGUUUUUCAUUCUGACCCUUCAUCAGAACAAAUAUGUGCAGGAAAUGAUUCCAAAUGCAACAGGAUUGCUAUGAAAGAAGAAGGUCAAGCUACAGAUCUCAAAAUUAAAACUAGCAAGGAGCCAGAUAAACAAGCAAAAUCUAAGUAUAAAUCAUCAAUAAUUCGAGAUAGCAUUCAAAAAUUUGCGGCUGAGUUAGUUGAAAAAAGUUUUGGCAGUGCUUUUAAGGACCUGCAAAAAGGUGUUUCUUCAUGCACCAAUGCACUUUGUCACUUGGCUGCUAGGUUGACUUCUUCGGUCUUUCAAAUGGCUUUCUAUGAGAUUGGAAGACGUAGAGCAAUCUCCCUGAAGGAGCGUGCUAUUAAUGGGCUAGCAAACCUUUUGGUGAGCGAAGCUAUAACUGGUGCUUUGAAAGAACUGCGGCAUGUGAAGAAGCAAAUAUUUACCAAUACCGUUGCACGGUUUGCCGCAGACCUUGCUGAAGAACUUGUGUUUGAAGGAAUCAUGGAAGUAUGCCAGUUUUCAUACCCCUCGACACCUACAGUUGCACAGCCUUCUUCAUUUGAUUAUGAAGACAAGGUGGUAAGAUCCUAUGCCAGAGAUCUGUCUGAAUCUGUCAUUCAGGAGGCUUUUAUUGAGCUAUCCCAGGUUGAUGUGACCUUCACGACACAAGCAGCCAUUAGUGUUUCCAUGGACAACAUUAAAUAUGUGAGUGCAGAGAGUAUGUUAGAGUCAACACGGACUUCCACAUUUUUGCCUGAUUUUAAUGACAGGGUAGCACUGAAUACAGCCCAAGAUUCCAAUAAAGAAUAUACAGUACAACAAGCGCUGUUUUGUACCUCCGGUGUUGUAAGUUCAAUACCUGUGCCCUUAGCUGGAAGAGCUCUUUGUCAACAUGAGUUUUCCUCUGAUGCUUAUAAAGCAAAAGUAAGCACUGCUCUGAAUUCUGAUAACAAUAUGAAAGUGUACAAAGACUGCUCUCACCCAUUUUUCACAAGCAGAAAGAGAGAGGAGGAAGUCUCUUCCUUCAGAAAUAUAUACCUAACUUCAGAUCAGAAUCAAAGUACUGAAAAUAAUCCAUCACUCUUACGUAACCAAAAUGAUACCAAACAAGCAAGUGAUGUGUCUGGAAUAAGCAGUAAUUCAGAAUUCACAAGUGAGUCAAAAAGCAUUAAUAGUUUCUCUGGAACUAUGGUAGAUAUGAUAGUAAAUGAGGCUUAUGAAGCCAUAACCUCAUCUCGGGUAACAAAAGCAGUAGAAGAGUACAGGGAGUUUUUGUCAAGAAAAAUAGUAGAUAAAAAAACGUAUGUGCAAUGUACUGGUGAAGAUGUCCCCAAGAAUAUGUUUGCAGAUCAUUUGGCCAAAUAUAUCAUAAAACAAUCUGUGGAUGAAAGUAAAACUGUGUUAUGCAACACUAGUGAGAAUUUUUCGUGUAACGUGGGCCCACAGACUUAUGCAGAUACUAGUAGAAAAGAACAAUGUGUGAUAAAGAAGCAAGAUGCUGAGAAACCAAGUAAUGCUUCUAUAGUUGUUGAACAACAGCAGAUGCCUUUGAAUAAUCCCUCUAAAUUUCUUCUUACUCCAGCUAAUUCAGUUCAGUGUGUUUCAGAAUCUAAAGAUUGUUGGCAGGAACAAAAAGGACACAGGUAUUCAAAAUCGCCACCGCCUUGUUCCACCGUGACUUUUGCUAGGCAUGUUCUAGAGGACUUCACUGAUGCAGGAAGCUGCUCAAUGACACACUUAAACAAGCCCUCAAAAAAUCACGAUAUUCAAAAACCACCAGCAGGACCUUUGACUUACAGGCAAGCUGAUUGCUUUCCGCAUGCAAAUAGCUUUUCUUCAGUGAUCUUUGGCAGUGAAGAUGCUUUGCAGAUGGCUGACAAGUCUAGUAUCAAAGAUGGAAAUACCAGUGUAAUGCCUGAUACGCCCCCACCAACUCCUUUAGUACCAUGUCAAGGUAGUUCAGAAAGAAACCUAAGAAAACUAUCAAAGAAACUCAAGGGAGAAUUAGCAAAGGAAUUUGCACCUGCGACACCACCUUCUACACCAUACAAUCCAUCUGUUGCAGGUUUGUCUGAAACUGAACACAGCUCUUUGGAAAAGGAGGAAUUUAUGCUGAAACUCAUGCGGUCACUUUCUGAAGAAGUAGAAAGUAGUGAAGAUGAAGAUCAUUCUGAAAAGGUCGCUGAGAAUGAGGAAUGUUCAGAAAAAACUAUUCAGUAUGCAGAUAACUUAGCAAGUCAGAUAAUUUCAGUGGCAACUGAAAUGGCUGCUUCCCAUUUAGAUGAUAAAACAAAUGAAAGAGAAGCUGAUAGACAGGUUCAGUUAAGUACACAAAACAAAAUAUGUGGAUAUCCAGCAUUUAUAAAUACCCCAGAAGAAACAUGCAGCUCUUUAUGGAAUUAUGCAGGUGAUAUGGCAGGAAAAGUAAUCAGUGAAGCCAAGAAAAUGGUGAAAUCAAGGCAUUGUAAACUGCUGAGACUGAAGCGGGUUAACUGUCAAGUGGAUUGCCUUUAUGUGAGAAAAGAUGAUAAAGAUUCUAUUUCAAAGGAGUGGUGUGGUCCGGCACGGGACCAGUGUCUUGGUGAGAGAGAUUCCUCUGUACUUUCUUUACCACAAGGUUCAGGCACGAUGGGUUUGACUUCCAAGUACCCAAGCUGUGAAAGUGUGACGGAUGAAUAUGCAGAUCAUAUUAUUCGUAUUUUGAAAAGAGAAGGUGGUAACCCUGAACUGUUGAUGGAUCAGUAUGCUAGCAGACUUGCUUACAGGUCCAUCAAGUCAGGCCUACGGCAAGCUGCUAGGAAAACGAAGUUGAGAUGCAACAGAAUGACGUUUCCUGGGCAAAAUGCACAGGUAAAUGGUAAACUGGAGCUGAUCAAAACAGCGAAUAAAGAUGCAGCACAGCAAGUGAAAAGCAGCAUUCAUCACUGUGAGGAGCAAACUUACGAAAGGAGUAUCAGCACGCAGAAAACAGAUUGCACUGGAUUGUUACACUUUUCAGAAUCUCUUGCUUGCAACAUAACUAGCGAUGUCAGGAAGAAAUUGAAAAUAUCAGGAGCAUGUUUACCAAAAUCUCUGACAGAUUCCUGUCUAUAUGAAAAGACUGAACUUGAGGAAGUCACAGGAGAUCUUAUUAAAACAAGAGUUUCUAGAACGCUUCUUCCUUUCUCCCACAGUCAUAAACUGUAUCAUAGUACGGGCAGUUUAAAUGAAAAUGGCUACAGUGAAGGCAUAAUUCAAGCUAUAGAACAAUAUGCUAGGAAAGUAGCAGAUGAUACUCUAGAAAUGAGUUUAGAAUCUGCUGUUCUCCAGGUGGCUGAAAACAGAAAAAGUAGGGAUAGGCUUUCAUAUACGGACAAACUGUCUCCUUUCUCUGGAACUGUGUGUAGAUGCUGCAGUAUGAAGGAACAUCAGUGCUGUACUGAAAGUGCAUCUCAUCACUUACCUGCGCAAAGUUCCUCCUUUCCAGUGAGGCAUUUUCUUCAUUCGAGAUUGGGUGGUGUCUGCCAAAAACCAAGAGUCUUUCAUCUUGAUAUUCCAAAAAUUCACGUUGAUGCAGAACAGAAGACAGUGUUUUCUGACAAGGUGGCUCCUGCGGCUGUUGAGAAAGCAGAGGGAGAGCUGAGUUACACAAGCGUGACAGCUGACAGCGGUAUUGGACAAGAUGGAGUCAGUUUUGCUGAAAGCCUUACAACUGAAAUAAUGACCUCAGCUAUGACUAAUAUUGGUCAGGCAGUUAACAUAAGCUCUGCUGGAAGGGAAGGAUUUCACUCUGUUGAAUCUAUCGUUAGCCAGCAGAUGAGCCUAAGUAUCGGUGAUGAUAGCACUGGCAGUUGGUCCAAUCUAAGUUUUGAAGAUGAACAUCUUGAUGAGAGCAGCAGUUUUCUUCAUCUCAGUGACAGUUCAGCUGUGUUCUCUUCUUCUCCUGGCAGUAAUGGUAACAGCAGUAGCUGGAGCAGUCUUGGUUUAGAAGGAGAUAUGUAUGAGGAGAAUUUAUCCUUUCCAACAUCAGACAGUGAUGGAACAGAUGAUAAAGAUGAAGACACCAAGGAUGCUGUAGAAGGUUUGGAGCAAGUAAAAAAGACUUUAGCCAUAGUAAAUAUUGAUCUGGAACCAAAUCUAGUGGACCCCCAGCUCAGAGCAGCACUCCAGUGGCUGGCAGCUUCUGAAACAGACGUGUCCGAUCUUCACUUUCAUGACACUGCUACUGGAGAAUUUGUCCUUCUUUCCAGAAGACUGCGAGAAAGGGAUUGGAAAGUGGGAGAUCUCUUGCAAGCAGUGUUGAAGUACUGUGAAAUGAUAGAGAAGGCAUCUGAUGGAGAGCAAGCCCUGAAUAAGUCUUUGGCUGGGUGGCUACUGGAAAAUGCCUGAAAAAAAUCCAAAGAUGCACCACUCUUCGCUUCAUUCCUCUUUGAAAAGGAGAUAGGAAGAACACAGAUACGUAAUGUAAAAUCCAAUUAAUGAAUGUUCAAGUAAUUGUCAGCAUUUAAAAGACUGAGGUGAAAGUCAAAAUAGCUGUGCUGUGCUUUGUGAUACUGUGCACAUGGUAUGUUUAUCCAGUCCAUAAUUGAUAGUGUCCACCCACGCAUAACUUGUAUUUACUGCUGUGUUCAGACCAUUGAAAUAAUUAUGAAAAAAUACCUUGCCUAUGACAGUAGUUCAGAGGAGACAGUCUCAGGCAUGAUAUUCAGGAUUCCUGCUGUACCAGGAUAGCUCUUUUUCCCAUUUGUGUGUGCUGUAUUCACAGUAGGACUAAGAGAGCUUAUGUUCUAGAAAAAUCUGUUCCAAAAAAUCCUACUUCAGACAAUGGUAAAAAUCAUAGGUCUUGGCCAGGUGUUUUGUGCCCAAGGGCAGAAUUACCAGGAGGAAAAUUGCAACUUGUCCAAGCAGACCUUUAGUGCAGUCCGGCUUCAUAGCUGCCUUUAUCAGGUUUAACUGCCUAUGAAGUUGUGAGAGUCUGGUCUGAAACUGAGGUGCAAGUACACAUUCCCUUUUGCUGACCAGAGAACUGGUAACUUGUGGUAGAAGGGCAGAGUGGGCAGCUGAGCAUAAUUUAAUUAAAAACUUUGGCAAAGUUUCCUGAGUUUUGCCAAUCAAGUUUAAAUUGUUAAAUUUCUUCCUGAAGCUUCUUGUAUGUGAACGCUUUAACAGACAUUAAUUUUGAGUCUGAAGAAUUUGUUUGUUGGUCUCUGUUGUGGUUUAACCCCAGUAGGCAGAUAAGCACCCCACAGCUGCUUGCUCACUUCCCCUUCAGUGGGAUGGUGGGGAGAAUUGGAAAGGUGAAAGUGUGAGAACUUGUGGGCCGAAAUAAAUACAGCUUAAUAAGUAAAGAAAAACUGCACUUGCAAACAAAGCAAAAUAAGGAAUUCAUUCAUUACUACCCAUCAGUAUUUCCAGCAAAGCAGGGUUCCAUCAUGCGUAAUAGUUGCUUGGGAGGACAAACGCCAUGACUCCAAAUCCCCCCCCUUGCUGCCUUUACUGCAGCUUUAUUCCUGAGUGUUACGUCAUCUGUAUAGCAUGGAGUAUCCCUCUGGCCAGUUGGGGUCAGCAGUCCUGGCUGUGUCCUCUCACAGCUCCUUGUGCACCCCCUGCUCGCUGUCAGGGCAGCACAAGGGGCUGAAAAGUUCUGGGCUCUGUGUAAGCAGUGCUCUGCAACAACAAAAACAUCAGUGUGUUACCAAUAUUGUUUUCAUCGCGAAUCCAAAACAUAGCACCCUGUGAAACUCUAAGAAGAAAAUUAACUCCAUCCAAGCCAAAACCAGGACAGCCUCACACACAGAUAUGUUAAAAAUGGCAAAUAGAUGACCAAAAUUCUCAGAGCAAAAAGAUGCUAUUUGACCAGUCUAAUUAUUUAUUUCUUACCUUCCAUAUAUGAGUUUCCUUGUCAGUAAUGAAGAGAAUUUUGUUACUUGUUGCGAACUUAAAUGUUAGCAAGGAAGGCUAAUUAAAACAUAAAGGAGAAAUUUGUUGCAAAUAGAUUUUUCGUUUUUCUUAAGUACCUUUGCUGAUUUUUUUCAAGGCACUUUUACUGAAGUCAUUUUAGCAAAUCUAAUCAUGUUUCUUACUAGUGCUGCCGACUUGCAUUCCUAUCUGAAGGAAAAUCUGGAUCUUUAUCCUGUGGUUUGAAAGUGCUUUUUGGGUUUUGUUUGUUUAUACAUCCUUUGCUUAGAAAAAGACACAUGCUAGUAAUUACAAGGCUGCCACCUCAAAAUUCAAAUCACUUGCAAGAGAAUCAUGGAGUUUUGCUUAUUUUGGAUGAGCCACAGAAUCUUAAUGGCUUUGUCACAGGGAAAUACACUGUUGGUAUGUUGUAUGAGUUUCAGGGUUGGAUCCUAAAUGAAAAGAAAUGAAGUCUCUAAAUCUGUUCAUGAAUUUUAGUGCAAUAUGGACAACUGAUUCCUUCUGCCCUCCGAAAUUACUGUAAGGUGUCACACUGGUAAUCUCGAGAGCACUUUUCUUGCAAUGUUUUUGUGCGUCAGGAAGGUAUUCUGCUUGUCAUUGAAGGUCUUUUUAUAGAGACCUGGUUUGUUUUAGUCUUCAUUUGUCAUCUGGAUUUCAGAAGGGACCCUGUCUUGGAUCUCAGAGUUUACCUUUCAAACUGAGGUAAAGAUUUAUAUAUACAAAUGUGUGUUCACACAUGCGUGCGUGCACACGCAUAGGUAUGUGUAUGUAUCUGUAUUUGUAUUAGAUCUCACCUAUAUGAACUUGCAACAUACAUUUUUACUGCUAACUUAAAAUUCCAUGUUAUUCACAUAGUUUUAUUACCUCACUUCAUGUAUCAUUUCACUGAUUGAAAGAUCUAUGUAUGUCAUAUGACAAAGACAAAAAAAAAAAAAAA